GGAAGAUUGAACGAUAAAAAAUAUCAGCUUUGCUGGACAACAUCACACUUCACCAACAUCAUGGGUAUCCAGAAGAAGCAUGGAAAGGGUCGCCUUGACAAGUGGUACAAAUUGGCCAAGGAGAAAGGAUACCGCGCCCGAGCUGCAUUCAAAUUGAUACAGCUGAACAAAAAAUAUGGCUUCUUGGAGAAGAGCAAAGUAUUGCUGGAUCUUUGCGCUGCACCUGGAUCAUGGUGUCAAGUAGCGGCAGAGACUAUGCCUGUGGGAAGUCUUAUUGUCGGAGUUGAUCUCUCCCCCAUCAAGGCCAUUCCAAGAGUCAUUACCUUCCAGAGCGAUAUUACGACAGAUAAAUGCCGAGCGACUAUCCGAUCACAUUUUAAGACGUGGAAGGCGGACACCGUUCUACAUGAUGGCGCACCGAAUGUUGGUACGGCUUGGGUGCAGGAUUCUUUCAACCAGGCGGAAUUGGCUUUGCAGGCGAUGAAAUUGGCGACUGAGUUCUUGGUGGAAGGCGGCACGUUUGUCACAAAAGUGUUCAGAUCCAAAGAUUACAACAGUCUGCUUUGGGUGUUCAAUCAACUUUUCACCAAGGUCGAGGCAACGAAACCGCCUUCUUCACGAAAUGUCUCCGCAGAAAUCUUCGUCGUCUGUCGUGGAUUCAAAGCUCCUAAACGAAUUGAUCCUAAGUUUCUGGAUCCUCGCUCUGUCUUCGCAGAACUAUCAGACCCUACACCGAACAAUGAAGCUAAGGUCUUCAAUCCCGAAGUGAAGAAGCGGAAGAGGGAUGGUUAUGAGGAUGAUAACAUGACACAAUUCAAGGAGGUUCCAGCUAGCGAAUUCAUUCAAACUACGGACCCUAUUGCUAUUCUGGGAAGCUUGAACCGACUGAGCUUCGAACAGCCACCGAACGGCGACGUUGCUCUUGCAGCCCUCGACAAAUUGCCAGAGACUACCCAGGAGAUUCGAAACUGUUGUGCAGAUCUACGAGUACUUGGAAGGAAGGAAUUCAGGAAUCUUCUGAGAUGGCGACUGAAAGUCCGAGAGAAGUUUGGAUUUGCAACGAAAAAGUCUGCCAAAGCUGCUGCGGAGGAGGAAGUUGCAGCAGUAGAACCAAUGGACGAAGAGUUGAAGAUCCAGGAAGAGCUGCAAGCUCUGAGCGAAAAGGACAGUGCCCGCAGAAAGCGUGAUCGUCGAAGAGAAAAUGAGAAGAAGCAAAGAGAGGUGGUUCGAAUGCAGCUACACAUGACAGCCCCUACAGAGAUUGGACUUGAGCAAGCAGGGCCUAAUGGCGAAGGAUCGAUGUUUGGACUGAGAACUGUCGACAAGUCCGGGGCUGCGGAUAAGAUUGCGAAGGGCAAAAUGGCAAUUUUGACGGAAGCUGAUUUACGAAAAGAUCGCGAUAGUGGAUUUGCGUCUGGCGAUUUUGAUGGAGAAAGUGACGAAGAGGAAGAUCGACUGGAUAGAGAGCUCGACUCUAUGUACGAGCAAUAUCAGGAGCACAAGUCCGCUGCAGACGCCAAGUUUCGAGCAAAGAAGGCUCGAAAAGAACACGAAGACGGCGAAUGGGAGGGCUUUUCUGCGGAGGAGAAUGUUAGUGACGACGAUGAGCUUGAAGAAGACAGCAGUGACGAGUCUGAGGCGGGGGAUAUGAUUUCAAAGCGUUCCCUACUAACAGACCUCACUCGCGACGAGAAGAAGUCAAAUGGGCUGUCACGGCGAGCUGCUCAAUUCUUUGACCAGGACAUAUUCAAGGAUAUAGGUGGUUUACCUGAAGAGUCCGAACCUGAUGAACCGGAAGAAGAUGAAGAAGAGAUCACUGCAGACCUCGACCAGUUAGACGCUAUGAGACAGGAAGAAGAUGAGGACGAGUCCAUGGCUGAGAUUGAAGAGAUUGAGCCUGAGUCUGACAGAGAGGAUGACGAGGACGGUUUUGAAGUGGUCAAGCGGUCAAAAGAUGACGAUCAGUGGGAAGACGAGCCUCGAAAGGACGGCAAACUUGAUAUCGACAUAAUUACCGCCGAAGCGAUGACUUUGGCGCAACAAAUAGCAUCAGGUGCAAAGACUAAGCAAGACCUUAUUGACGAGGGCUUCAAUAAGUACGCUUUCAAAGACCGAGAUGGUCUGCCAGAGUGGUUUCUCGAUGACGAAGGUCGUCACGACAAGCCCCACCGACCUAUUAGCGCAGCCGCAGCAGCUGCUAUCAAAGAGAAGCUGCGCGCCCUGAACGCUCGACCUAUCAAGAAAGUCCGCGAAGCAAAGGACAGGAAGAAGUUUAAGGCUGCUCAACGUUUGGAGAAGUUGAGGAAGAAGUCUGCCUUGUUGCAAGACGAGGAAGGCAUGACAGAGAAGGAGAAGGCGCAGAGUAUUGUGAAAUUGAUGAGCAAGGCGGCCAAGAAGAAGCCCAAGCAGCAGGUUAAGGUCGUUGUUGCUCGAGGGGGAAACAAAGGUAUUGCUGGUAGACCGAGAGGUGUGAAGGGUAAGUAUAAGAUUGUGGAUGCGAGACUGAAGAAAGAUGUUAGAGGUGAAAAGAGAGCGGCCAAAAAGAAGAAAUGAUGUACUCAAUAAGAGGAAAUCUCAUCGUUUCACAACACGUCUGUAUGGG
Molecule: messenger RNA, 2602 nt
Organism: Mollisia scopiformis
Lineage: Eukaryota; Fungi; Ascomycota; Leotiomycetes; Helotiales; Mollisiaceae
Exons: 3
Coding region: 61-2553 (830 amino acids)
Biological process (GO): rRNA methylation; maturation of 5.8S rRNA from tricistronic rRNA transcript (SSU-rRNA, 5.8S rRNA, LSU-rRNA); maturation of LSU-rRNA from tricistronic rRNA transcript (SSU-rRNA, 5.8S rRNA, LSU-rRNA)
Cellular component (GO): preribosome, large subunit precursor; nucleolus; nucleus
Molecular function (GO): rRNA (uridine-2'-O-ribose)-methyltransferase activity; rRNA (guanine) methyltransferase activity
Source: RefSeq, a predicted model, not a curated record